AAUGCAUAUAAUGGCAGGCCUCAUUCCAGAAGGCGCAAGUGCUACAGAAAAGGAGAAAAUGAUGACCACAUAUUUAGAUAACAUCACUUAUGCAGCUGACCGGCUGAGUCGGGAAGGUAUACUUGCACUAAUUGAACCGGUCAACAAUAGGAUAUCAGUACCACGCUACUUUCUUUCUGUUCCAAGUGAAGGUCUUGAGAUAGUCAAGAAAGUAAAUCAUCCCAAUUUGAAGUUACAGUUUGAUAUUUUCCAUGUGCAAAUAAUGGAUGGAAAUUUAACCAAAAAUAUCCAGAAUUAUCUGCCCUAUGUAGGUCAUGUGCAGCUAGCUCAAGUACCAGAUAGAGGGGAACCAGACAACAGUGGAGAAAUCAAUUUUCCUUAUAUAUUCAGUGUCUUGGACAAACUUGGUUAUGAUGGCUAUAUUGGACUAGAAUACAAGCCAAGAGGAAAAACAGAAGAUGGACUGACAUGGUUUAAGGAGCUAAACUAUUAG
Messenger RNA from Candidula unifasciata, 493 nucleotides. The record is from the annotation of a GenBank genome assembly. NCBI's taxonomy places the organism in Eukaryota, Metazoa, Mollusca, Gastropoda, Stylommatophora, Geomitridae.